UCCUCAGCUUAGGGCGCUGCGCAGGGAGAGGCAGGGCGUUCGUAGCACCCCACGACCGCAGCGGCCUCACGGCAGCGCCUGCGCCCUCCCCAGCCCGUGCGCGGGAGCCGUGGGGGCAAAGGCGCAGAGGUAGGACCAGUGCUCGGCGCCCGCUUGGCUGGCUCUCUGCGCUCCUGCAAGCUGCCCGCGCCAGCUCUCCAAGAUGAAGAAGCUCCAGGAAGCUCACCUCCGCAAGCCUGUCACCCCAGACCUGCUAAUGACUCCCAGUGACCAGGGUGAUGUGGACCUGGACAUAGACUUUGCAGCAGACAGGGGCAACUGGACGGGCAAGCUGGACUUCUUGCUAUCCUGCAUCGGCUACUGUGUGGGCUUGGGAAAUGUCUGGCGGUUUCCCUACCGGGCCUACACCAACGGAGGCGGAGCCUUCCUUGUGCCCUACUUCCUCAUGCUGGCCAUCUGUGGCAUCCCCCUCUUCUUUCUUGAGCUCUCCCUGGGCCAGUUCUCCAGCCUGGGACCCCUGGCUGUCUGGAAAAUCAGCCCCCUCUUCAAAGGUGCAGGUGCAGCCAUGCUGCUCAUUGUAGGCCUGGUGGCCAUCUACUACAACAUGAUCAUCGCCUACGUCCUCUUCUACCUCUUUGCCUCCCUCACCAGCAACCUGCCCUGGGAACACUGUGGCAACUGGUGGAACACAGAACGCUGCCUGGAGCACAGAGGCCCCAAGGAAGGCAAUGGGGUGUUGCCUCUUAACCUCAGCAGCACCGUCAGCCCCAGUGAGGAGUACUGGAGUCGCUAUGUCCUGCACAUUCAGGGCAGCCAGGGCAUCGGCCGACCUGGGGAGAUUCGCUGGAACCUCUGCCUCUGCCUGUUGCUGGCCUGGGUCAUCGUGUUUCUCUGUAUCCUGAAGGGGGUGAAGUCCUCGGGCAAGGUGGUGUACUUCACGGCCACCUUUCCCUACCUCAUCCUCCUCAUGCUGCUAGUCCGAGGAGUGACCCUUCCCGGGGCCUGGAAGGGCAUCCAGUUCUAUCUCACCCCCCAGUUCCACCACCUGUUAUCUUCAAAGGUGUGGAUUGAAGCUGCUCUUCAGAUCUUUUACUCCCUAGGAGUGGGUUUUGGGGGUCUCCUCACCUUUGCUUCCUACAAUACAUUCCACCAGAACAUCUACAGAGACACCUUCAUUGUCACUCUGGGCAAUGCCAUCACCAGCAUCCUGGCUGGUUUUGCCAUCUUCUCGGUGCUGGGCUACAUGUCUCAGGAGCUGGGUGUGCCCGUGGACCAAGUAGCCAAAGCAGGCCCUGGCCUGGCCUUUGUUGUCUACCCACAGGCCAUGACUAUGUUGCCUCUGUCACCUUUCUGGUCCUUCCUGUUCUUCUUCAUGCUUCUGACUCUUGGCCUGGAUAGCCAGUUUGCCUUUCUAGAAACCAUAGUGACUGCAGUGACCGACGAGUUCCCAUACUACCUGCGGCCCAAGAAGGCAGUGUUCUCAGGCCUCAUCUGUGUAGCCAUGUACCUGAUGGGGUUGAUCCUUACUACUGAUGGGGGUAUGUACUGGCUGGUCCUUCUGGAUGACUAUAGCGCCAGCUUCGGACUCAUGGUGGUGGUGAUCACCACGUGCCUCGCUGUCACCCGGGUAUAUGGCAUCCAGCGGUUCUGCCGAGACAUCCACAUGAUGCUGGGCUUCAAGCCAGGCCUCUACUUCAGGGCCUGCUGGCUGUUUCUGUCUCCAGCCACACUCUUGGCCUUGCUGGUGUACAGCAUCGUCAAGUACCAGCCCUCGGAAUAUGGCAGCUAUCGCUUCCCUGCCUGGGCCGAGCUGCUAGGCAUCCUGAUGGGCCUGCUCUCCUGCCUCAUGAUCCCAGCUGGUAUGCUGGUAGCUGUGCUUCGAGAGGAAGGCUCACUCUGGGAGAGACUUCAGCAAGCCAGUCGGCCUGCUAUAGACUGGGGCCCAUCGCUGGAAGAGAACCGGACGGGCAUGUAUGUGGCCACCCUGGCUGGGAGCCAGUCACCGAAGCCACUGAUGGUACACAUGCGCAAAUAUGGAGGCAUCACCAGCUUUGAGAAUACUGCCAUUGAGGUGGACCGUGAGAUCGCAGAGGAGGAGGAGGAGUCCAUGAUGUGAGACCAGAGACCACCACACAGGAGGGCUGGUGGGGGCCUCACAGUCCCUUCCUUGGCCUGCAGGGGAUAGCUAUGCCUGUUGGGAUUCUGACAAGCAAUGGAAGGUUGCCAUGGCAACGACAGUCCCCAGCAUAAGUCCCUCUUUGUGGCCUCUACAUCUCCUGGAACCUCUAUCUAGAUGGACAUCCAUACACUAGGUAACUCAUUCAAAGCUGAAAUGAUCCAGCUCAGCCCUCAGUUUAUGAGGGUUGUAUUGAAGCCAGGGGAAGAAGAGCUGGACCAAGGUCACACGCCCAAGGACGUGUUUUCAAGCCUCCAGCCAGCCAACUCCUUUUUCUCUUGGGGCAGCAAGCACCAUAUUUGAUCUUUGUUGAGACAUUUUGACAAGAUACAUUUCCAUACAAGCUGACUUUAAACCCCAGGUUCAGGGUAGUGAGAUGCUGGAGAGUCCCAAGGUCCUAGAGAGAGAGAGAGAGAGAGAGAGAGAGAGAGAGAGAGAGAGAGAGAGAGAGAGAGAGAGAAUGAAAUGGGCAGAAAAGUCUUUGUGGGUUCCUAUGUUAAGGCCAGUUUUCCCAGAAGAGGUGGGAGUUUGGGGGCUGAGAGAUAUGAAAGAUUGCAGGACAGGCAGGAGGGAAGGCUUAUGGGUCAGAGCUGCCCCUGAGCUAGGAGGAGGCCCAACCUUUCAGAGAAGAGACCAGGAGUGACUAGAGAUGGUGAUGCCCCCAGCUUAUGAGAGGGAAUGAAGACUAGUAGGGAGGGGAAGCCAGAAAGGCAGGGUGGGGGGACUUGCAUGGCACUGUAUAGCAUUUUAGGUCUGUUUGGGGUAGAUUAGGGACAGGUACAGAGGUGGGAGACCUGCGGAGGCCAGGAGGGGGGUACUAAUGGCUAGAGUUAGGUGCUUGGGUGGGAGUGGAUGAGCCCACCCUUCACCAUUUGGACACGAUACCUUGGGCUGGCAGGGGGCCUGAUGAGCACCCGCCAAGGGGACAGGAAUGAGGGCUCUAGUCAGGACCCUUCUUCCCUGUUCUUGUGGCUUCCAUUAACAAUGGCUACCAAGACUCAGAGAUGGUCCACACGUCAGACAUAUGUCCUGUUGCUGCAGGCCACCUGACAGGGGGCAGCCUCUGCCCUGGGGUCCCUGGGAGAUGCUCACUCUUCAGCUGUGGCCUGCACACUGCAUUCCCCAGGAGAGCAGGGCACGUUCAUGCAGCAUAGUGGCCUCUGUGCCCCACCUCUCUCCUGGCAUCUCCCCAGCCCAUUUGUGUUCUGCUGGUUGAUUGUCAAUAAAUACCAAAUGAGGUCA
Molecule: messenger RNA, 3418 nt
Organism: Arvicanthis niloticus (Nile rat)
Lineage: Eukaryota; Metazoa; Chordata; Mammalia; Rodentia; Muridae
Gene: Slc6a7
Product: solute carrier family 6 member 7
Biological process (GO): sodium ion transmembrane transport; amino acid import across plasma membrane; nitrogen compound transport
Cellular component (GO): plasma membrane
Molecular function (GO): amino acid:sodium symporter activity
Source: RefSeq, a predicted model, not a curated record